This is a messenger RNA of Orussus abietinus, 3613 nucleotides long. Its product is annotated as transducin beta-like protein 3. Bases 112 to 2514 code for a protein of 800 amino acids. NCBI's taxonomy places the organism in Eukaryota, Metazoa, Arthropoda, Insecta, Hymenoptera, Orussidae. Gene Ontology annotation, cellular component: 90S preribosome; small-subunit processome; nucleolus. Gene Ontology annotation, biological process: endonucleolytic cleavage to generate mature 5'-end of SSU-rRNA from (SSU-rRNA, 5.8S rRNA, LSU-rRNA); endonucleolytic cleavage in 5'-ETS of tricistronic rRNA transcript (SSU-rRNA, 5.8S rRNA, LSU-rRNA). The record is from RefSeq and is a predicted model, not a curated record. The transcript has 15 exons. Gene Ontology annotation, molecular function: protein binding; U3 snoRNA binding.
UGUGGUCUUUUUCGGCGUCCUAACCUCUGAAAGUGUUUCCUGCAGAUUUUGAAAAUAAUUUCGGAUUUCUUUAACGAUUUCAUGGACGCUGUCAAUUUGUAGAAAGGAAUCAUGAACAAAAAACAUCAGAAAACCUCUUUCGAGGUCGAAUCUAAGUACGGACCAUUUUAUACCGGCGGGACAAUAUUGUGGACUGCAGAUGGCGAACAUUUGCUGUGUCAAAAUGGGACAAGCGUUUCAGUGGUAUCGGUUGAAACUGCUACGACGAUAACCACUUUAGGGGAGAUGGAAUCCGAGCACGAUCAAGAUGCCAUUAAUACUUUCGCUUUCAUCGAUAACGAUCAGCGAUUACUGACCCACCAUAAGAGUGGCCUUUUUAAAUUAUGGAAUUGGAAAGAGAAAUCCGUCGAUUCAAUGUGGAAAUCUGUUCACAUUGGACCGGUUGCCUGCAUAAAGGCACGAGACGAUGGCGUCAUCUUGGCAUCUGGAGGUAGCGAUUCGAGCGUAAGAUUGUGGAACUUGCAGAAUCGUACCUGCACACAUAACCUGAAGGGCAUCCAAGGGGUCACCAGCAUUCUAGUAUUUCAUCCGGACGACAAGAAUCUCUUAUUCGGAGCUGGCGACAAUUUAGGGAUACAUUGUUGGAACAUUGAAUCUGGCCAGUGUAAAGCCGUUCUCAAGGGGCAUUGCAGUCGAGUCACAUCGUUAUGCUUUUAUAAAGACAAAGUGCAACUGAUCAGUUCUGGGCGAGACAAAGUGCUGAUCUUAUGGAAUUUGGUUCAAGGCACCAUUUUACGUACCAUAGCCGUUUACGAAAGUAUCGAAGGUGCCUUCAUAUUGCCCGACAACCGUGAAUUACCUUACGCUGUGAAACCUGAUGGAAUUUAUGUGGCUACUGCAGGAGCGACAGGUUUAAUUAGAGUUUGGGAAGUCAAAGCAGGCAGCGAAGUUUACUCGCAGAAAGUCUCGCUGUUACGAGCUGCGGAUGAAGACGGACUCUCUGCGACGCAUUUGUUGUACAAUGAUACAAAGAAUAGCAUCGCUGUGGUUUCUGUGGAUCACAACAUCAUUAUACAUUCCUUGGAAGAUUUUGAAUGUAAAAAACAGCUAGUUGGAUACAGUGACGAGAUUCUGGACGUAGUUUAUGUGGGAGAUCAAGACAGCCACUUGGCAGUCGCUACGAACAGUGCCGAUGUGAAACUCUAUGAACUGUCGACAAUGGACUGUCAGUUACUACGAGGACAUACUGACAUCGUAUUAGCUUUGGCUACUUCCGCAGCCAAUAGAAACCUACUUCUGUCUUCUUCGAAGGACAACAGCGUGCGUUUGUGGAUGAUGAAUAAAGACUCGAAGAAGGUUUCAUGUAUUCGCUCCGGAGUGAGACAUACAGCUCCGGUUGGUUCCGUUGCUUUCUCGCAAACUUCGGCCACGAGUUUUGCAUCCAUCGGACAAGACUGCUGUCUGAAAUUGUGGGAGCUGCCCAGAAAUUUGGACGUCACUGGUGGAGAGCAUUCAUUGAACGCAACUCACACCGCUUUAGCGCAUGAGAAGGACAUUAACUCCGUUGCAAUAUCACCGAAUGAUAAACUCAUCGCUACAGGAUCUCAAGACAAAACUGCAAAGCUAUGGACGGCGACGGAUUUGCAGCUGCUGGGUGUGUUCCGAGGCCAUCGAAGAGGAGUCUGGUGUGUUCGAUUCUCACCGGUGGCCCAAGUUCUGCUGACCAGUUCGGCAGACUGCAGCAUAAAGUUGUGGUGCCUAUCGGAGCUUAAUUGUCUGAAGACUUUAGAGGGACACGAGUCGUCCGUUUUGAGAGCGGAGUUCGUGACACGAGGAACACAGUUGAUAAGUUCCGGUGGGGAUGGAUUAUUAAAAUUGUGGGACAUCAAGACUUCAGAAUGCGUCGCCACUUUGGAGCAGCACGACAACAGAGUGUGGACAUUGGCUGUCAGCAGAGACGAAAGGCAUAUAAUCAGCGGAGGAAGCGACUCCGUCCUGGUGAUUUGGCGCGACGUGACCGAAGAGAAACUCGCUAAAGCUCUGGAAGAAAAGGAGAGGUUAGCCCUGGAGGAACAAAAGUUGGCAAACCUGCUGCAAGCGAACCGAUUCGCGGAGGCCCUGAGAGUCGCUCUAGGACUGGAGCGUCCUCUUCAGACUCUGAGGAUAAUAGACGAUAUCAUCAAGAGGGGGAACAAGGAACUACUGGUAAAGGCUAUUCAGGAUUUAACUAAAGAACUGAAGGAAGCUCUGCUGAGAUGUGCCAUCUCCUGGAACACGAAUAGCAGGAAUUGCCACGCAGCUCAGCUGGUGAUGCACGAGCUGGUGAAUGAAAUAUCGACUGAGAAGCUUCAAAUUCCGGGAUUAUCGAAAACUAUUGAAGAAAUGAUUCCUUACACGGAAAGGCAUUUUAAAAGACUAGAUCAGCUUUGUCAAGAUCUACAUUUGUUUAAAUACACAAUCAGUAGGAUGAAAGUUGUUACAAAUGAUAACCCAGAUGCCAUAUUAGAACGAUGAUUAUUUUUUGGAGUGAACGUAAGAGUGAGAAAGUGGUAUUAAUUAUAAAUAAUUAGUGGUAUUAAUUAUAAAUAAUUAAAAAGCCUGACAAUUACUUUUUAGAGAAAUCACGAGACAGUGGAUAUUAAUGUUAAUAAAAAAAAUACCCUUUGUGAGUCGAAGAUGUGUGAACAAAUGAUAUUUUUGAUUUAAUGAAUGAUGGAUACGGAUAAUCAUUAGAGAAAAUUAUGUCAGCUCUGUUGAGAUUUUCAUUUAUUGAAACAUUUGAUUCGUCGAAGGAAACCUCAUAUUUGUUUAACGAAUAAGUCAUCGCAGAGCGAUGAUAAUUGUUUGUUAGAAUAAAUAUAGGAAAGUGGAUGUUAAUUUUAGUUGAUUGAUAACGGGUAAAUAAACGUCAUCAAUUGACGGAAUGACACGUGCGAAUAGAUGUUCCAAAAAGCUGACUCAGCUUCGACAUUUCUAUUUGUCGAGGGACGAUAUCUCUCUCGAGUGAAAUAAUACCUCGCUAAUGAUAAUCCAUAUGAUAGUCAGAUAUCGUAGUAAAUGUAAGAGAAGCAGAACUAGUCUAAAUGAAUGAAAAAGUGAAGCUGCUCAUAAAUUAUAAAUAAAUAUCAUAGUUCACCGUCUACAUAAAAUGAUGCUUAACCGAUGAUAAUUCAGAUGAUGGUUUUAACAGUAAAUGUAAGAAGCAGUACUAGUUUAAGCUGAUUAAAAAAUGAGGAAGUCCAGCGACUGUAAAUAAAUUGAUAGCUUUGACGUCGCCUUAAGUGCGAGGGUUUCACUUUUUCUUUCUUUCUUAGAGGCAAGUUGUUCUUCGAGGAAUCUCGUAGGAGAAGCCUCGGCGACCUUGAUAUGCAAAGAAACAGCUGUAGUUGACAAGGGGCUCCAUAUUGUAAACGAAAGGCAAUUGUACGCGAAAGGCGGCCACGAACGUUUCGAGAUAUGUUUGCUCAAAUUGAUAAGGAAAACGCACCGCUGCCGAACUCACGAGAAUCUCCCUGGAGAUCACGUUUUCGAAUUAUUUUCAAUUUACAGUCUCAGGGAAAUACGCUGAGAAUAGAGAAAUGCAAAAUAAUAGGUUUGUUCGUGUUGACUGCAC